Lactuca virosa is the source of this 1938-nucleotide messenger RNA. NCBI's taxonomy places the organism in Eukaryota, Viridiplantae, Streptophyta, Magnoliopsida, Asterales, Asteraceae. The record is from the annotation of a GenBank genome assembly.
AUGGGGGUUGAAUUGGACAAAAAGCACGCUAUCAUUGCAAUCAGAGCUUGUUAUAGAUCAGCUUCGAAGCAUCCCGUGGUGGUUGUUUUGAUUCUUUUUACGAUUUGGUUUUAUCGAUCAUUCUCUCUGCUGUUUUCUCUUUUGGUUUAUGCUUCUCCUAUUCUCGUAUCCACUGCUGUUCUGCUUGGAACUUUGUUACUUUUUGGUCAUCAAAAUGCAUCCAAAAUCCGAAAAGAAGGAAAACAACAAUAUCAUCAUCAUCAGAUCCACAAUCUGCGAGUUAGGGCUAUCGAAGAUACUGAUAUUGGUGGGAAAGGUGUAAGAAGUGAAACGCGAGAAAAUGCUAUUGGGAAGAAAAAUUCUGAUGUUAGUAAUGUGAAUCUUAAUGAUGAUCAUCCUAGGGUACAAAUUAUUAAACGAAGAAACUCGAUUGAUAACAGUGUAUUAAUGGCUUAUAAGAAGUUAAAAGAAGAAGCAAAGAAUGAAGUGUGCAAUCACAAUCAAAAGAUCGAUUUGGGUGGAGAGAAAAUUAUGUUUGUGAACCGUUGUGCUCACUUUCAGCCUCCACAUGCCAACAAUACUGAGGAUCAUAAACGAUGGGAGACAGGAUCUCAGCAUUCUGAAAGUUCAUUCCCAACUGCUUCCAUGGUUGGUGCCUUUCCAAUGGUUCAUGAUCUUCCUCCACUUCAGCAACCAGAAGUUCCUCAGAAUAAUCACAUGUUGCAUGUUCAUAGAAGCGAACCAGAAGUUCCUCAUCAUCAUGCUCAGACAUUGCAUGCUCAUAGAAACGAAUCAGAAGUUCCUCAUCAUCAUGCCCAGACAUUGCAUGGUCAUAGAAAUGAACCAGAAGUUCCUCAUCAUGCUCACAUGUUGCAUGUUCAUAGAAAUGAAGCAGAAGCUCCUCACCAUGCUCAAAUGUCGAAUGUUAACGCAUAUGCUGCUUCCAAUCAUUCUCUUGAAUCAGAUGAUCAUGAUGAUGAUGAUGAAGAAGAAGCACAUACAUGGACAGAAGAUGACCAAAAGAAUCUGAGAAAUUUGGGAAAAUCAGAAAUAGAGAGAAACCAGCAUAUGGAGAAUCUUGUCGCUAGGCAAAAAGCACUAAGAAACAUGAGGAUUCAAGCUGAGGAGAAUUUGGUAAACAUAAAUCUUGAUAUUUCUUAUAGUUCCACUCCCAUUGCAUCAACAAGAAGGAACUCCAAUGCAUCUACAAGAAGGAAUUCAAUGGAUGUUCCUUACGAUUUCAAUGAAACUGUUGUUGAGUCCACUCCCUCGGAUAUGAUGCCAAGAACAAACCCUUAUGAUCCUCCAUACGACUCAAGUGGACCCACUUUUCAAUCAGAUGCUUUAUCCUUCCAACCAAACCAUGAGGGAGGGGGAUCCAGGCAAAACGAGGGUUAUUAUACUUUUGGGGCAAGUGAGAAUGUUAGUCAAAGAAGCCGAUCUUCUGAUGAUGACGACAUGGUGAAGGUCCAUCAUGUUACAAGAGAUGGCAGAGUUUAUGAGUUUAAAGCAAGUAUUAAUGGGGAUGAGACACGAAAAGAAAAAAGUAAAUUUGAAUCAGAUUCUUUAUCCUUCCAACCAAACAACCAAUCCAGCCAUCGCCAUGAGAGUUGUGAUGUGGGUUCUUCAACUUUAGGGGGGUACGUACACAAUGAUGAGGUUAAAACAAGCGAUGUGGGUGAGAAAGGUUAUCAAGGGAAAAGUAGCAGUGAAUCAAGUUCGUCAUCAUCAUCAUUUUCUGAUGUAAGUGAUCACUUAGAUGACGAGGAAGAAGAAUACGAUUAUAGAUCCGCAGUCAUGCCAUCAACACCAGAGAGACAGAUCCAGGAGCAACAGAAGAAGAAUAUCCAACAAAGCCCUAAAUUGGAGCAUGGGGACGGGAAGUUGUCCCAAAGGCCGCCUAAGGGUCUAACCUCAUGGUUUGGAUGGAAGCCAUGA